Diaporthe amygdali is the source of this 780-nucleotide messenger RNA. RefSeq lists its product as uncharacterized. Bases 1 to 780 code for a protein of 259 amino acids. Lineage: Eukaryota; Fungi; Ascomycota; Sordariomycetes; Diaporthales; Diaporthaceae. The transcript is spliced from 4 exons. The record is from RefSeq and is a predicted model, not a curated record.
AUGUCGGACGAGAACGCGCCAAACGCCGAGGAUGAGCCCAAGUCCCCAUCCAGCUUGCUGGGCUCCUUUCUCAAGGACAAUGUGCUCAAAGCCAAGCUCACUCUUCAGCACGAACUGGGGCUCGGCAAGAGGCCAAGCGUUGUCCCACCCGGUGAGGUCAAAAUUAGCGGAGAGCCCCGUACUGUCGAGUUGGGCUGGCAUCCAGUAGCCGGCUCUGCUGGCAAGUGGUUUGCAGAGCAGACCAGGCUGGGCAAAAUGAUCACUGAGGAAAUCCACAAUAGUCCUGACCCAACGCAGCAUUGGGCAGUGAUCGUGGAUUCGUUUGUUCAUGAGUUAUGGAUGGACGAACACUUCGAUGUCAUCUAUAUAAAUGAGGCAUUUAAUCGCGACGAAUGGCAUACCUUCAAGGUCGGCAAAACAAGGUUCAAUGAUCAGGCGCUCAGAGAGGCCGGAGAGAUGGUCAUUUUCAAUAUGAGGGAAAAGCGGCCAGCCUACAACCUGCUGGACAACAAUUGUCAGAACUUUGCUUUAAACCUGCUAGACAAGAUCCGCAUCGGAAAACACCGCGACUUUGCCACAAGCUUUAGCGUCUAUCAGCGAGCUAUCGGCGCAGGCGCUGUCCAAGACCUGUUCGUCGACGACCAUCCUGACGAUAACCCCGAGACCGCGGACGAAGACGCGAAACCAGGUGUUGAACAUCACGACACCCUGCAAACAGCGCAGCAGGUCAUGGAUGAAAACACGACCAAGCUUGACAAUCAUCAUUCUUUCUUUCAAUGA